Messenger RNA from Candidozyma haemuli, 3885 nucleotides. It is a transcript of the gene GIN4, whose product is annotated as protein kinase. Gene Ontology annotation, cellular component: cytoplasm. NCBI's taxonomy places the organism in Eukaryota, Fungi, Ascomycota, Pichiomycetes, Serinales, Metschnikowiaceae. The record is from RefSeq and is a predicted model, not a curated record. Gene Ontology annotation, biological process: intracellular signal transduction; microtubule cytoskeleton organization; protein phosphorylation. Gene Ontology annotation, molecular function: ATP binding; tau-protein kinase activity; protein serine/threonine kinase activity. The coding region runs from base 1 to 3885 and encodes 1294 amino acids. The transcript is spliced from 2 exons.
AUGCCGCUCUCAAGACAGGCCUCUCUUUCGUCGGCCACGUCAAAUUCUCAUAGCCAUCCCCAGACGAUUGGUCCAUGGAAGUUGGGAAAGACCCUCGGCAGAGGUGCCACAGGCCGUGUUCUUCUCGGUAUCAAUAGUUCAACGGGCCAGAAAGCCGCUGUGAAAGUCGUUUCAAAAUCUGCUUUGAAUGACGAAUAUGACAAACCCACAAAGGGCGGUCUUCCUUAUGGAAUUGAACGUGAAAUUAUUAUCAUGAAGUUGCUCACUCACCCCAAUGUGUUACGUCUCUACGACGUUUGGGAGACAUCAAAGGCUUUGUACUUAGUGUUGGAGUAUGUCGAAGGCGGUGAAUUGUUCGACUUAUUGGUCGAGAGAGGUCCUUUACAGGAGCAGGAGGCAGUGAAAUACUUCCGUCAAAUUGUGUUGGGUACCGCUUAUUGCCAUGCCUUGGGUAUCUGUCAUAGAGAUUUAAAACCAGAAAACCUUCUCCUCGACGCUUCCCUCAAUGUCAAAUUGGCAGAUUUUGGAAUGGCUGCCUUAGAAAGCAACGGUAAAUUGCUUGAAACAUCCUGUGGCUCCCCUCAUUAUGCUGCCCCGGAAAUUGUCUCUGGCUUGAAGUACCAUGGUGCUGCUUCAGAUGUCUGGUCGUGUGGUGUUAUCCUUUUUGCCUUGCUAACCGGAAGAUUGCCUUUCGAUGAUGAAAAUAUCAGGAACCUAUUAUUGAAAGUACAGGCGGGCACUUUUGACAUGCCCGAGGAAUUGAGCACUGAUGCUCAAGAUUUGAUUUGGCGUAUGCUUACAGUUGACCCGAUGAAGAGAAUGACAACUCCAGAAGUCCUAAACCAUCGUCUUUUGAACAAGUAUCCCAUUCCUAACGAAGAUCUUAUCAGUGUUAAGUCCUUACCUCAUCCAGAAACCGCAUAUAGAUCGUUGGGUUCUAUUAAGAACAUUGACAAGCAAAUCUUGCUGAACCUUUCAAUCUUAUGGCAUGAUAGACUGGAAGACGAGAUCAUUAAAUGUCUUCUUAAAGAGGGUCCAAACCCGGAAAAGACUUUCUACGCCCUACUUCUUAGAUACAGACAUAACCUGGACGAGGCGUCUACCCCAUCUUUAUCUGUGGGCGGCUCCCCUGACAAGCGUAUUCCUCGCUCGGGCUCUUCAUUAUCUAACAGGGCGACUCCAAAGCGCAGAAGCAGCAAAAUUAAUGCUACUACAGCUAAAAAUAGACCAGUUUCCUUCCAGAGACGCUAUGGUGCCAACAGAAACUCUGUGAUCAAUACGGGCCGUCUUUCAGCUGCAUCUAGUGUCCAGAACUCUCCUUUCAAGUCUCCUGGCAAGAAUAACGGUAGAGGCUUCAGUCAAUCGCCAUCUAAGUCGCCACGCAGAAAGCCGACCUUUUCGAGGCUGUCAACCGCUAGCUUGCCUAGAAACCUCUACAACGAUAUUGUUAAUGCUCAGGAGCAAUCACAAGGCUCACUCCCACCGACGUUACCAUCGAAGGAUUCAAUUUACGCACCUGGGGAACACGACCCUAACCAGCCUAUCAAAGCGGGCCAAGACCAAGGUGACACCAAUAGAAACGCAAAUUUUGCUCUUGAGUCUGCUCCUACAUUAGCACCCGGCCCGUUAUCGAACUCUGCUAAAAGAACUUCCAUGGCAUCGAAGAGAAUGUCCAGACGUAAGUCUAUUAGACAGUCGCUCACGUCUGGCCUCAAAAGAAACUCGAUCACUGUGAAGCUUUUAUCCACGUAUGCUAAAUUAUCGAGUGAGACUGAUUGGGAGUACAUGGACAAGCAAACGAAGCGUACUUCAGCCACUUUUGCUUCUUUAUGUGACAAGAUAUUUAACCAAGAAGACUACAACGUUGAUGACGAAAAGCUCGAAGAUGAAGAAGAAAAAAGGGCCCGAGAAUAUGAGAAACUUAUGGAGAUUGAGAGAAAAAAACACGAAGCUGAGCUUAAGGCUAGGAAGGAGCUUGCGAAGCAAAAGAAACGCCUGAAGAGGCGCUCUUUGUUGGCUUCCUCCAAAAGGUUGUCGAUUACCGUUACCGAGGACAACAAGAAAGAUUCCGAGGUCAUUCCUGAUGGCGGUCAUAUCCUGCAACCAAAAAGGCAAUCAAAAAUUGUUGGUAAUUUGCGGUCCAUCUCUGAAGGUGCCAAGAACGACCAGGAAGACGAUUUAACUCAGGCAGAUGUCGAAACUCUUAAGAAGAGGUCAGUUACGCAACCAAACCCUCGUCGCCGUUUAACACCUAUCUUGACCAGGCGCCCAGUUUCUCGAUUAGACCCCUUGUGGACUGCUCAAGACAUCGAGGACGCCGUUCAGGAUUCCGGAAAUAAAGGAACUGAGAAAGCACGAAAGAAGGUUAACAGAGAGUCAAUGGUAUCUGUUGGCAAUGCCGAUGACACUCGGAGACUUUCAAAGAACUUUGAAUACGAUAAUCAGGAUUUCCAUCUUUCUGAAAAUGAGAAGGAGGAAGUUGAUUUGAGCGAGGACUAUAUGAAUGAGAUAAGAAAGUCCAAACUUCUCAAUUCCCAAUACAAUCUAAAGGGAAAUUUGGAUAAUGAACAACCGGAGACAGCCCCCAAGAGUCGUGGAAAGAAGACCAAUUCCCAAAAGCUUGAAGACAGGAAGACCUUGAUUGGUAGUGUCCAUAUUCCGAAGGUGACGAGAAAAUCAACUCAUUUCUCUGCUUCCAACAAGAGAUUAUCAAUCCUUACUAUGAGGUCUACCAAAGAGUCUUAUAGAGAUUUGAACAGUAUACUUGAUGCCCACAAUGAAGAUAUCGAUGAAAGCGAACUUGCAGAAGAAGAGAGACUUGACCAAGGUAUGCCGCAACUCAGGACGAGUUUUGCGGACCGAUUGGAUCGUGCAGGUUUCAACAACGAAGAUGAUGAUGAAGUUUCGGAAGGGGGUUCUGUUUUAGAUUUCGACGAGCAUCUUGCCAACAAGCGUUCUUCGUACUAUGCUGGCCAUGGACCCAAGAGAUACCCAACGACAAAGAGACAUUCAAUCAAGCCCAAGAAGGGACCGCUAGAUGACGAAGAAACAUUGUUCGAAAAUAAAAGCUCUCCAGAGAAGAAUGCUGAUUACACUUUUGCCGAUGAUAUUGAAGCGAAUGAUGCUAAUCAUGGCGACAUGGACGUGUUCGAUAAUAUCAAGUUACCUAAAGACAAGAAGGAGUCUCACAGGCCAAAACGGGCAUCUGGAAAGAAUCCGGUCUCUACUAUGUUAAUUCCUGACAUGGAGAAGGUUGAAUCGGAAACGAAGCAGGAGAGCCAAAAACCUUAUGGUAAGGUUCCAAAUAACAGGACCACUACCAAUGAACACCAAAAGCAGAGCAAGCCUUUGGUCGACAAGACGAACACUCCGUAUCCUCCAACGCUGGACCAACCUCAAAAGCGCAACAGGUCAAUCUUCCGUAAAUUGUCCUGGGGCACAAAGAAGUCCUUGGAUGACAGCGGUGCUCAACAGCUCCCCUCGCCGGCAGAUUCUCGUGCAAACUCUGUCGAGGAGAAGAAAGGUGGUCUCUUUUCUAGAUGGUUUUCUUCUUCGAAUACUGCGCCAACAGCUGACGAUAUUAAGAGAUUCAGAACCAUACUUCCGAAGCAUGAAAUGAUCACAGCUCUUUAUGCUUUACUCAAUUCGUGGUCAAACUUUGGAUUGAAGCAUUUGAAGAAGGACAAUGUCGGGUUUAACAUAACGGGUGCAAUUUCCGGCAACAAUUCUUUCAAUUUGAAAAGCUGCAAGUUUAGGAUUAAGAUUAAUUCUCGAGCAAUGAACCAGAAAUCAGAAUUGAUCUGUGCAAAGGUUAAAGGUUCCAGCGCCACUUCUGCAACGUUAUUCAAGGAAAUUCAAAAAGUGCUUGAAAAGAAGGAAAAGUGA